Messenger RNA from Cyprinodon tularosa, 2057 nucleotides. RefSeq names its product WASH complex subunit 3 (gene washc3). NCBI's taxonomy places the organism in Eukaryota, Metazoa, Chordata, Actinopteri, Cyprinodontiformes, Cyprinodontidae. Gene Ontology annotation, cellular component: WASH complex. The coding region runs from base 112 to 747 and encodes 211 amino acids. The record is from RefSeq and is a predicted model, not a curated record. Gene Ontology annotation, biological process: actin filament polymerization; exocytosis. The transcript is spliced from 7 exons.
AUGACGCAGAUGUCACGCAAGUUGGAGUCACAUGAGUGGUUCCUAGCUUUCAAUCUAAUCUCCGAUUCGUUUCACAUCCUAUUUUUUUAUUUACUAUCCUAAAACCCCAGCAUGGACGAGGACGGUUUGCCAAUCGUUGGUUCUGGAGUUGAUCUCACUAAGGUCCCUGCUAUACAGCAAAGGAGAGUGGUCGCCCACCUUAAUCAGUUUGUUGUUCACACAGUUCGAUUCCUUAACCGAUUCUCUGCUGUGUGUGAAGAGAAACUUUCAAACAUUUCCCUUCGCAUACAGCAGAUUGAAACCACCCUGUGUAUUUUGGAGGCUAAAUUGUCAUCUAUUCCUGGACUAGAGGAUGUCACAGUCGAUGGACUCAGCCAGCAGCAAAGUGGGCAGUCUAAUGGACCCGUCACCAUCAGUCAGAACCAAUCAGAUUCUAUAACAGCGGGAGCUCCUCCCUCACAGCCGGAUCAAAGUUCACCAGAAGCUGCACCUGCACAAGAAAAAGCAGAACCAGUGCCUGAGAACAUCAUGACGGUGGCUAAAGACCCACGUUAUGCACGUUAUCUGAAAAUGGUUCAAGUGGGAGUACCAGUUAUGGCCAUUCGUAACAAAAUGAUAAUGGAAGGUUUAGAUCCAAAUCUACUUGACGCACCUGAUGCCCCUGUGCCUGAUGGAGCAGCAAGCAGCACAGAGAAUGACGAUAUUCCUGCCAGCAGCUCAGAUAGUGAAUCAUCUUUCAGUGACUGAUCCGUUUUCUCUUUGUUUUCAUCACUACAAUGCUCCAUGUUUUGGCUCAUUAAUUACUGUCUGCAUGGUGUUGCACAGUAUGAGGCUUCAUUGUGUGAGUAGAGGACACACAAAGGUGCUUGAAGGAUUGUAUUUUUCCUGGAAAUGGUACUACUGCUUCCUUUUGUCAACAUGGAAGCAUCUUUGUUUUCAUCCAUUGAUUUGAUUUUUUGUUUUAAUCUUUAUUAAAGUCUCUUUAUUAAAUCUUUAUUUUUCAAAUGCAUGCAUCAGUCAUUAGAACACAGGACCAGUAGUAUGAUGUAGCAGCUGGAGUCACAUUAGAAACAGUGCAGGUAAAGGUGCAUCAGAUUGCCAAUUACAUUGAAAUGAGUCUCUGCAUAAGCACCACAUUUAAUGCUAUGCAUUGCUCUACGUCAUGGCAGCCAAACGCAGUGCAUUAAAUCUUGGGUCUGUGUAGCUCAUAAAGCAGGAUCAGAAAGGGAUAAAGACCCUGAGCUGCCUUUUUGGUCUCCCCAACUGUAGCUGGAGAAGGUUGCAGCACCACAAAGCUGAUUGUAAGGUUUAGCAGCUAAAUUUGCUCUCUGAGAUGAUCAGGUCCAGCCAGUAUUUUGAACUCAUGAAUCCUGUCAACAUUAAGCAGAAAAUGCAAUUCCUUUGUUUAUUUUAACCUGCAAAUAUAUUGAUGAAUUGCUUUUCUAAAAGUCAGGAAUCUAUUUAAUUGUGUUUCCAAGCAUUUUUCUGGUACCUCCAUGAAAUAUAUUCUAUAUAAAUACAUUUUAUAUUACUAAUACUGUUGAACCCGCCAAACUUGUGGGUACUCCUGGUGUAAAUAAAAUGAUAUUUUAUUAUUGUGACAUAAGUGGUUUAAAAUAAAGUAGGUAAUGGAGAUUUUGUCAAGUUUGCACCAUUUUUCAUUACUUGCAAUGACCGCAGAUAAGCACAACUUUUAUUUUUUUCUAAACCAUGUUCUGCCUUGAUUUAUUCGAAUGUGUCCAUCUUCUUCCUGUUUUGCAGAGUAAGACUGUUCAUUUUUUUGUCAUAGUUAUACUUCAGACAUUGGUCAAUCAAAAAUAUUUAAUUUUUUUCACAAAUAUUUCAGCCUUAGAUUAUGUGGCAGAUUAUGUAAUAUUAGUGCAUUUCAGCAUAAAAUGCAUGAAUAUUACAUGAGCAGUGACAAAUGAAACAGGAGAAGCAGUCAGUGCCAUAACUGUUUUAAAGAUGGAACAGAUAUCCCUGGAAACCAGAGAAUGUAUAUUCUGAUAACGUGUCUUUCUUUUGGUCUGUAAUAAAAACAAGUCUAUUUAUACAAA